Molecule: messenger RNA, 1086 nt
Organism: Diaporthe amygdali
Lineage: Eukaryota; Fungi; Ascomycota; Sordariomycetes; Diaporthales; Diaporthaceae
Product: peroxisomal targeting signal 2 receptor
Exons: 3
Coding region: 1-1086 (361 amino acids)
Biological process (GO): protein import into peroxisome matrix
Cellular component (GO): cytosol; peroxisomal matrix
Molecular function (GO): protein binding
Source: RefSeq, a predicted model, not a curated record
AUGGCUGCUAUGCUUGAGUUCCGCACAAGGGGCUUCAAUCCAUAUGCCGUCAAAUACUCUCCCUACUACGACAAUCGAGUGGCUGUAGCCUCAGCCGCCAACUUUGGCAUCGUGGGCAAUGGCCGACUGUUUGCCCUCGGUCUCACUGCUGCUGGCAUACAGGUAGAGAAGACCUUUGACACAAACGACGCAUUGUACGAUCUGGCAUGGUCCGAGAUCAACGAGAACCAACUGCUCGCGGCCUGCGGUGAUGGCUCCAUCAAGCUGUUCGACCUCGGCGUCGACACCUACCCGGUCAUGAACUACCACGAACACAAGAGGGAGACAUUCUCAGUGUUCUGGAAUCAGACGACAAAAGACACAUUUGUCUCAAGCUCAUGGGACGGCACCGUCAAGAUAUGGUCCCCAACCCGCCCGCAGUCCCUCAAGACCCUCCCUAUCGGCAGCUGCACCUACAGCGUGGCCUUCUCACCGCACAACCCCGCCCUCAUCUCCGCCGUGUCCUCGGACUCGCGCCUCCGCGUCUUCGACCUGCGCACCCCGCCCUCGGCAAAGUACCACCUGGUGCACGACGUGCCGGUGCACCAGACGCCGGCGGCCCGCAUCAGCAGCAGCGCAGGGCCAGGGGCGCCGGCCCCGGGGCCAGGCCAGCCGGCCGAGGUGCUGACGCACGACUGGAACAAGUACAGCGCGACGGGGGUGAUCGCCACGGCGGGCGUGGACAGGGCGAUCCGGACCUUCGACCUGCGGGCGCCGUACAACGGGCCCGUCGCCGUGCUCGAGGGCCACGGCUACGCGGUGCGCCGGCUCGCGUGGAGCCCGCACGCCGCCGACGUCCUCGUCAGCGCCAGCUACGACAUGUCGGUCCGCGUGUGGACCGACGGGUCGACCAUGGGGCCCAUAGCCCCCGCGGGGGACAUGAACGCCCCCGUGCGGCUGGGCGUUCAGCUGGGGCUGAUGAACCGGCAUACCGAGUUUGCGACGGGCGUCGACUGGUGCCUGUUUGGGGCGGGCGGCUGGGUGGCUUCUGCUGGGUGGGACGAGAGGGUUCUGCUUUGGGAUGCGAAUUCACUUAUAAGAAGAUAG